Messenger RNA from Alternaria arbusti, 861 nucleotides. RefSeq lists its product as uncharacterized. Bases 1 to 861 code for a protein of 286 amino acids. The record is from RefSeq and is a predicted model, not a curated record. NCBI's taxonomy places the organism in Eukaryota, Fungi, Ascomycota, Dothideomycetes, Pleosporales, Pleosporaceae. The transcript is spliced from 3 exons.
AUGGCGCUGUCCUUGUUGCCGAACGCGAAAGCUGCGGCUGGUUCUGCAAAGGCGAGUAAGGAGAAGAGCACACCCGGUGCGCGAUCCGGUCACGGGGCGCCACGCAGUCGAAGAGGCCAGAUCAAGAAUCGUCCACUGCCCAAGAAAUCAGCGCCGUCCGUGGUGUCGAAGGGAAAGAAGACCGCUGGCUUCCGGAUUAAUGGCCAGCUUCGUAUAGAGCCGACCUCUCUGAAAUCGCGAGUAACUCUCGAUAAUCUUGCUAAGGGUACGCAAGCCGCGCCCAUCUGCAUCGACGACGACGGUGAUGAUGACAUCGGGAUCGCCCAACAUCAAAAGAGCUCGGUUUCGGUCAACAACGACGCAAAGAGUCAACAGAGUCUCGUAAGAGCGUUCACGCCUCUCUCGAUAGACGAACAAGAUCGCGAAAUCGACAUUGCGUCUCCUCCCAAACCUACACCCGCAGGUGUCCAGCUAAACAAAGACGUGCCUUCCGACUCUUCGCGCAGCAGCAGCCCCGUUAAGAUCACCAGCGACAAUAAUAAGCAAGCCUCAGAGACAGAGCCUUCUUCCCCAAUCAAUAAGUAUAAGUCUCCGCGGAAGAGAUGCUUAGUCAAACCAGGGCGCUACAGGGCUUUUCGCACGGGUCUGUACACGUUGUUCGCAAUAACAAAGCCGAAAGCGCGACAGAUACCGUUCGACAAAGUCCUCAGAGUCAUCAACAACAACCUUUCAGUCAAGAAGCAGUUCUCUCCUCUGGAAGCAAAGCAGGUCCUCAAAUAUAUGAGGGAGAAAUUGUUCGACUCGCUGUGCGCCGAUCGGGUAGUGGACGUGAACCUGAAGGAGAUCAAGUUAUAUGCGUAA